GUAAUUUCGUUUAGCAAAAACAUGCCCUGUAGAAUUCUGGUACUACUACUCACAGGUAAACCUAAGGGAGGGAAUCAUACUGAUAAAGUGGUCAUCAUUCUUAAAUUAAAUGGCACGAACGAUAUGCAUAGACCUGAACUUCCAGAUAAUGUUAAACUUACUAGAAAGGUACUAUCGUGUGAUAAAUAUGGUCCAUUUUGGAUAAGUUGGUCUAAGAAAAUGAUAAAAAUGGGAACUGGGUAUAUGGUUGGUACUGAUUCACUAAUGAGAGCAGCCUUUAAAAGGCCAGAUAACAGACGCUUUGAUGUGUAACA
Molecule: messenger RNA, 314 nt
Organism: Owenia fusiformis
Lineage: Eukaryota; Metazoa; Annelida; Polychaeta; Sabellida; Oweniidae
Source: the annotation of a GenBank genome assembly